This is a messenger RNA of Pseudomyrmex gracilis, 1786 nucleotides long. RefSeq lists its product as uncharacterized. NCBI's taxonomy places the organism in Eukaryota, Metazoa, Arthropoda, Insecta, Hymenoptera, Formicidae. The record is from RefSeq and is a predicted model, not a curated record. Bases 68 to 1036 code for a protein of 322 amino acids. The transcript is spliced from 2 exons.
UAUUUUUACUCGUGCUGACAAGGGCAAUUCCACUGUAGCAAUUUCCAGAAGGGAAUACAUUAGAAUAAUGCANGACACAUUGAGUGACACCAACACAUACUCAGUUGUAAAUAAAGAUCCCACACGCUAUAUAGAAAACAAUUUAAAGGAUAUACUUACAAGAUGGCAUUCCAAAUGUUUUAUUAAUAGCGACACAAAGAAAUUUUUAAUGUCCAGUGACUCGUUGUUACCCAGAGCUUACGGAGUGCCGAAAAUUCAUAAAGAUAAUUGUCCUUUCAGAUUGAUAGUNUCCACAAUUGAUAGUUCUUUACACAAUAUUGCACAUUUCUUACAUAAAAUUCUAUACAAAAGUAUACCUAAUUCUCCAUUUUUCGUUGAUAAUAGCUUCCACUUGCAUAACAUUUUGUCCGGUAUUCAGGUUGAUAGUGACGAUAUACUGUGCUCGUUNGAUGUAGUAUCUUUGUUCACAAACAUACCCAUUGAUUUAGCUUUAACAAGUGUAUCCAAAAAAUGGAGAUACAUAAGAAUGCACACAAAAAUAAGCGAGCAAGAGUUUAUCGUUGCGUUGAGAUUUGUGAUGUCGUCGACNUAUUUUAAAUUCAAUAAUACCAUAUAUAAACAAAUAUUUGGUGCACCAAUGGGAUCACCUUUGUCACCAAUCAUGGCAGAUUUAGCAUUACAAGAUAUAGAGCUACAAGCUCUCAACGCCAUUAAGUUUCACAUACCUUUCUACUACAGAUAUGUCGAUGACAUCAUAUUAUCAUUACCAAGGAGCAGGGUAAGCGAGGUGGUUGGUAUUUUCAACUCAUUUCACCCUAGGUUGCAAUUUACACAUAAGUUGCAGACGAGUGUUGGACUUGGCUUUCUUGAUUUGUGUGUUAAUAUCAAUAAUAAUGUUGUCACUUGUGAUUGGUACCACAAGCCAACAUUUUCAGGCAGAUACUUAAACUUUUCACAAAAAGAACCUGGAAUUCUGCAUAAAUACGUUGAUUGCCAACAACUAUCCUCUGCAGUUCGUGUUUUGCAACAUCAAUAGACGUUUGAAAAAAUUAUUCACCACUAAACUCAACAAACCAAACCAUCUCGAGUGUGGUGGUAAAGAUUCAUCUUCUACACACUACUUUGUAUUACCAUACACAACAACAAUCAAUAAACAUAAAAAUUUUAACAUACCAAUAAUUGAUAACAAACAAACAAGACUCUCAUACAGAACUAUAAAUAAUCUCAACAAAUUUAUUAAAACACACAAGGAUACUAUACCUAAAGAUAAAACGAGGAAUGUGGUUUACAACAUUCACUGUAACAAUUGUGAGGCUAUAUAUAUCGGCCAAACAAAAAGACAACUCAAAACGAGAAUCAAAAAACACAUAUAUUCAGUAAGUUGUCAUCAUGAAAAGUCAGUAAUUUUUGAACAUUGCAUGAAGACCAGACAUUCUUUCAAUUGGAACUCAGUAAAAAUCCUUGAUAAAGAAUCCAAUUAUUUUAAACGGUUGACGUCUAAAAUGGUUAACAUUAAGAUAAAAAACAACACUAUAAAUGUUAUGCAAGACACAGCGUUGUUAGAUGAAACUUAUCUACCUUAUCUAGAACAAAUUAAACACAUAGAUAACUCAUAGAGGGAGCUAGUUUAAAAUCUGAAAAAUUACCCUCAGUACUGACGAUAAAUCCGCAGUAACAACACACACAUUUGUGUCAACACACAGACAUACAUUAUUGUCAUUUAAAUGUUGUAAUAUUUUGUAAGUUUUUUAUUCUUUUUGGUUUUUUAUAUGUCACACAUUGUAAU